Prorocentrum cordatum is the source of this 501-nucleotide messenger RNA. NCBI's taxonomy places the organism in Eukaryota, Dinophyceae, Prorocentrales, Prorocentraceae. The record is from the annotation of a GenBank genome assembly.
AUGCUGCGUUUCCUGCGCUCGUGCCACUAUUCCGAGGACGACAUCUGUCUCAUCAUCGCGCACGCUAGCAUUUAUUUCCCGGACACGUACGCUGCCGCGGGUCAUUGUAUGAGCUUGAUCGAGAAGGGGAACGUGUUGGCGACCCUCGUCUUCCUGGCGCACUGCUGGGUCCAAGACGAGACUUGCCCUCUUCAGGUUUGGCACGAGCACCUGUUCAAGCAGUAUUGCAGCCUGGAGACGCUCAACUCGGCCGUUCUGCGGCUCAUGGAGCUGCGCGGCUACAUUCUGAGGGUGAGCAGCAAGGAGGUGGAGCACCGUAUGCAGAUGCUCCUGGCCGCCAGUGAGAUCGCGGCUCCAGGCUGCACGCCAGAGCCGCGCGUGCUGCCGGCGCGCUCGGGCUACUUCGGUGCCCGCGUGUCGGGCGGGCCCGCCUUCCUGCAGAAGGGACUGGAGACUAUCCUCGACACCUGCGUGUCGCGGUCGAGGGCGGACAGCGAGUGA